GGUAGACCUGAUUAGCUAGCGAUACGCUCCCGACCCGAACGCCCCGCAGUCCUUCAAUUCCCGACUCAUCGCUAAUCUUACGAUGGCUUGCUUUUCCUCUCUUUAUCCACCGUCCGUCCAUCACGUUUCGGUCUUAGCACAAUGUCACGUCCGCCCUCUCUACAGCAAACUCGGCCCGAGUUUGGAAGGUUCGGUACAACAAGAGAACGCGAAUUUUUCAAAUACUUGCCACCCGUAACAAUUCCCUUGCAACAUGUCGAGCGGAACACCCGCUCCGUCGAAUUUUCUGCGCGUGCCUCCCUCGACUGCCCCCUCACCGCAUUUGCCCAACUGGGUACAUUGCGUCUGGAUGCUCAACGAGUCAUCAUCUCGCUUUUUGGUCGGCAUGAAGAGUAUAUCUUGGCCGAAGCAACUCGAACACUCAGUCUGAGGGAUGAAACUGUUGACAGGGCGCGGGAUAAACUCUGGCUAGGGGCAUGUACGAUGUCCUAUGACCGCAGUUUCUGUACCGCGAUUGCCAAUUCCCCAUCGUUCUCCCAGACUCCUGCGAAACAUGUCUUUGUUGUCCCCGAUUUGACUCAUGACGAUACUUUCCAUGAUCAUCCGGACGUUAUAAACUGCCCCAACAUUCGCUUCCUAGCUUGCGCUCCGAUUGUCAGUCCCAAGGGCAUCGUGAUUGGCGCCUACACGAUUCUCGACGAUAAACCUCGGGCCUCGCCUACUUCGGAUAUCUUGAAAUUCCUGACAGAUAUGGCAGCGACUGUCAUGGACUACUUGGUCGCGGGGCGAUGUCGAAGCCAACACCUUCGAGGCGAGCGCAUGAUGGUUGGUUUGGGGAGCUUCUUAGAAGGGAAAGGGAGUCUGCGUAGCUCGUGGCUGGAAGACAAUGAGGUCGCUACUAGCCAUAGCCAAUUUGAUGACGCGGAGGGGCGUAUCGACGCCCAACAACAGCACAAACAGCGGUCGGAAGCUGUGGCCUGGGUCACAACCAAUAAAAAGGGUCAGAGUGAUAUGCCUUUCUGCCUCAACUCUCCGGUCCCACCAUCUCAAAGGGACGAUAAAACGCGUGGGCGACGGAGAACCUCUCCGAAAUCACAGGCCUCUACGUCACAGGCCACGAGGGAUCAAUCAAGGUUUCGUAAGCCAUAUGGGGUGAGAGCUAAUGUCGAACAGGGCCUAAAGUCUAGGUUAAAGCAAGAGACCUUGACAAGUCAGGUUGGAGCAACAUUCGCGCGUGCGGCCAAUAUCGUCCGUGAAAGCCUCGAAGUUGAAGGGGUUGUCUUUUUCGACGCCAAUUUUGGGGGCCAAGACGCCUUUGUGACCAGCGGGAAGCCCGAAUGGGAGAGCAGUCUGGAAAGCUCCGCAAGUGAGGGAGAAGUCAAAGCAGGAAAGGGCAACACGGCAUCGAAGCUUGUCCAGUCAAGGGUCCAAAACUCUGGCCCAGCGUCGGUGGAUCCGGCCAGGAUUCUCGGGUUUGCUACCUCGAAUACCGCUAGCGUCAAUCAUGAAAUGACGGAGGAUGCGAGAAUUAAUAUAUCAGAGGCGUUCCUGGCAGGGCUCUUGCAUCGUUAUCCUGGAGGGAAAAUCUUCAAAUUCGGCGAAGACGGGGCCAUUUCAUCCGAUGACACGAGCGAUGGUGUCUUCGCAACUUUCAACACUCGCGGAGACAAGAAGUAUAAAGAAACUCGGAGGUCCAUUUUACGUCAAGAUGCUCUCGCCCUUCUGAAUCUGGCCCCUGGGUCUCGGAGUAUCCUUUUCUCACCUGUUUGGGAUUCGCAUAAGUCAAGAUGGCAUGCUGGGACACUUGCAUGGACAAAGGCUCCCCAGCGCGUGUUCACCCCCGACGAUGAAUUGACGUUUUGCACAGUCAUUGGCAUAAGUAUUAUGGCUGAAAUUCAUAGGCUACGUGCUUUGUCUGCCGAUAGAGCUAAGUUUGAUUUACUCGCUGGUCUCAGCCAUGAGCUUCGGUCGCCACUUCAUGGCAUUUUCGGUACAACAGACCUCUUGAAUGACACAGCGUUGGAUGCUCUUCAGCAGGGACUCGUGCAUACGAUCGCUUCUUGCACAAGCACUCUGCUGGGGUCUAUUAAUCAGCUGCUCGAGUUUGCUAACGUAAAUGAUAUGCAACGAGCCUGCGGCGCGAACCCACCUCUAUCUCAUCGUCACUCGUCGCUUAAAGGCGGUGAUUCCUCUCAAGCUGCUGAGAUGAACGCCCAAGCCAUCGUUCAACUUGAUGCUGCGGUAGAAACUGCCGUCGACAUCACCUUCACGGGAUUCUCCUUCUUUCACGAAUCCCACAUCCCUCGAAGAGGCGCCGCUGGCGCAAGUUCCGAUUAUAACAAGUCGAUUGGCUCAGUAGGCGCAGUGAAACUGAUCCUCGAUAUCAACAGCGCUCCAAACUGGGCGUUCGCCGCAAGUCCUGAUGCAUGGCAUCUCAUUCUUACAAAUAUCGUCGGGAAUGCUCUCAAAUAUACUCAGCAAGGCUAUAUUUACAUCUCAGUCACGGCGAAGCCUGAAAUUCUGAGUGAUGACAAAGAACCUCUGCGCUCUAGAGUCACCAUGUCUGUUCAAGAUACCGGUUGCGGAAUGAAUCCUGAGUUUCUCCGGAACGGAUACUUUGCUGCCUUCUCGCAGGAGGAUGAUACGUCCCCUGGAAAUGGGCUGGGUGCCAGCAUCGUUCAACGAACAGUCUCGUCGCUUGGCGGCGAAGUCAAAAUCACUUCCGAAAAAGGGGUCGGUACUCAAGUCACGGUGUCUUUAACUCUCGACCAUGCUUCGGAGCAUUUUUGCACUGAUCGGGGUUUGGGCGAUAACAUAGGAAACGACUCUCUUGCGUCGACCAGACGCUUAGUAUCUCGGAAAAGAAUCGGAAUCCUAGGUCCGGGGCCCUCCGAGCUGGACUCAAUCCUCUCUUCAUCUUUGCGGAAGAUAUGCGAAGAGUGGCUCCAUAUGGAAGUCAACCUGGUCGCACCAUCACAUGCGGGAUCUCCUCGUUGCCACUUCUAUAUAUCAUCUCAUGAAUACCUGGACAUGGGAAACCUCGACAUCCAGUCUAUUGUCCCCGAUUCAGAUACGCAAUUCGCCGCACCCAUAAUCAUUAUAUGCCCGUCUCCUAGGGUCGCACACUCGCUAUCUAUGGCAGCGCGCCGGAGAGGAGAUUCGUACGUAAUCGAGUUCAUUGCCCAACCUUGCGGACCCAGAAAGUUAGCGAAAACGUUGCAUAUCUGCCUCGAACGACAGAGGCGGCGUAUCCAAGCAAUAAAGAACCCAGGACCGUCGAAAUCUUCAGCUCGUGAUCAAUUCGUUAAUCGAUUGCCUUUCACGUCAGCCCUAGAGUCCAAUAGGCAACCUAGAAGCGAGUCCGCUGAUUAUUCAGCAUCCACGGCAAGUCAACCCGUCGUGGAGUCGCUUGGAAAGCCCGUUCCUGCUCCGGGGUAUCAGGAUAUUUUGUCGCUUUCCUUGUCCACUCAAGUUCUCACCCCGAAAUCCGAGCCAACCCACAAAGAGAAGGUCGAUCCUGAUCCUUCGACCUGGCAAGACUCUCCGCUCGUUCUGUUGGUGGAUGACAAUCAUAUCAAUAUCUCACUCCUAGUUGCUUUUACGAGAAAGCUGGGACUUGGCUAUCUCACUGCUUAUAAUGGCCAAGAGGCCCUUGCCUUAUUCAAUCGAUAUUAUUCUCGGAUUCGCAUUGUAUUAAUGGAUAUCUCCAUGCCUGUCAUGGAUGGCUUAGAAUCCACACGGCAAAUUCGCGCUUUUGAGAAUACCUUGAAGCAGCAUGCCCGAGUCACGAUUGUUGCCUUGACUGGUGUGGCCCAGGCUGACGUUCAACGCGAUGCAAUGGGGUCGAAGAUGGAUCUAUUUUUGACGAAACCUGUGCGCCUUCAAACCAUCGCACGGACCAUUCACGACCAUACAGAGUUGAAGGUAACUCUGCCAAAAGACGGUAGUAUUACUGCACCCUUAUAGAUAACCUCCUUUCCGGUAUUCAUCUUUGCCGCGAACAUGCUAAAAUAUGACAAGCGCUAAUCUCUGUUGAAGAGGAAGCGAACAGUAAUUCGUGUUUGUUAAGUAGCCCAUAUGUGAUAAAUUACAUCGCUUAGAACCUUGAGAUGAGUCGAGGGUGCGGAAGGCUACGCAGAGCCAGCAAUGUCACGGAUCCGCGGCCACGAAACCGUCGAG
This is a messenger RNA of Aspergillus vadensis CBS 113365, 4179 nucleotides long. RefSeq lists its product as uncharacterized. The record is from RefSeq and is a predicted model, not a curated record. Lineage: Eukaryota; Fungi; Ascomycota; Eurotiomycetes; Eurotiales; Aspergillaceae. The coding region runs from base 142 to 3966 and encodes 1274 amino acids. Gene Ontology annotation, biological process: protein autophosphorylation; phosphorelay signal transduction system. Gene Ontology annotation, molecular function: histidine phosphotransfer kinase activity; protein binding; phosphorelay sensor kinase activity. The transcript is spliced from 3 exons.